GGGCACCGAGUCGUCUGGCAAGACUGCGGGCACCGAGUCGUCUGGCAAGACUGCGGGCACCGAGUCGACUGGCGGAACAGCGGGCACCGAGUCGUCUGGCAAGACAGUGGGCUCCGAGUCAACAGGCACGACAGUGGGCACCGGGUCAUCAGGUAUCGGAUUGUCUGGCUCGACAGCGGGCAUCGGGUCACCAGGUAUGACAGCGGGCACUGGGUCACCAGGCAUCAGGAGCGAGCCGGGAUCAGAGCAGGAGAAGUCAGCAGCGGUUCAGAAACAGGCAAGGCAGAGUCUGUGGGU
Staurois parvus is the source of this 297-nucleotide messenger RNA. The record is from the annotation of a GenBank genome assembly. NCBI's taxonomy places the organism in Eukaryota, Metazoa, Chordata, Amphibia, Anura, Ranidae.